Grammomys surdaster is the source of this 751-nucleotide messenger RNA. It is a transcript of the gene Rgcc, whose product is annotated as regulator of cell cycle. The record is from RefSeq and is a predicted model, not a curated record. The coding region runs from base 3 to 359 and encodes 118 amino acids. Gene Ontology annotation, cellular component: cytoplasm. Gene Ontology annotation, biological process: regulation of cell cycle. Gene Ontology annotation, molecular function: protein kinase activator activity; protein kinase binding. NCBI's taxonomy places the organism in Eukaryota, Metazoa, Chordata, Mammalia, Rodentia, Muridae. The transcript has 4 exons.
CCAUGGACUCCGCGGCCGCCGCAGACCUGACGGACGUGCUGUGCGAGUUCGACGCGGUGCUGGCCGACUUCGCGUCGCCCUUCCACGAGCGCCACUUCCACUAUGAGGAGCACCUGGAGCGCAUGAAGCGGCGCAGCAGCGCCAGCGUCAGUGACAGCAGCGGCUUCAGCGACUCCGAGAGUGCAGACUCACUGUACAGGGACAGCUUCACCUUCAGUGACGAGAAGCUGAAUUCUCCAACAGACUCCACUCCAGCUCUCCUGUCCUCCGCUGUCACUCCUCGGAAAGCCAAAUUAGGUGACACUAAAGAGCUCGAAGACUUCAUUGCCGAUCUGGACAGAACCUUAGCAAGUAUGUGAAGCAAGGAGUCUGGGGUCCUUAUGCCACAAGAGUGAAACUCCAGAAGGCUCCCAGGACCUGGCAAAAUCAGCUACUAGAAUCUGCUGUGGGAGAGGGCAGAGCCGAGGCUCCUGCCAUCUGGCCAUUCUUGGUUCACCAUAACAUUAGCCAUUGGGUCCAUCUCUUGGCAGUUCAGACAGUGAAGCUGACUUUGUUUACCUACCUGUACCAUAUUCAAGAGAUGAUCUAUCUAAUGUGUUUUUACUCCUUAAACAUAACUCUUCUAUAAUUUAAGAUGCUUCUAUGGAAAUAUUUGUAAUUACUUAUAUAUAGUUGGAGGUCAUAAUAAGCUUUCCCAUCAUAAUAUAUUUUUGUAUACAAAUAAAAUUUAAGCUGGGAUCUGUACUUUGAA